Molecule: messenger RNA, 2416 nt
Organism: Brassica napus (rape)
Lineage: Eukaryota; Viridiplantae; Streptophyta; Magnoliopsida; Brassicales; Brassicaceae
Product: remorin 1.4-like
Exons: 5
Coding region: 1566-2297 (243 amino acids)
Source: RefSeq, a predicted model, not a curated record
GAAUGUUACAACCAAUAAAAUAUUAUUUAUUUUGUUUUAUAUAAAAAUUUAAUUUGGUAAUUUAAAAAGAAUUGGGCUAUACUAUUUAAUUUCAAAAUUAGUUACUGGAAUAUAUAAAAUAUGAUCUAUAUUAAAUAUGAUAAACAGUCAAAUGAUAAUUACCUAAUGACAAUAUAUUUAUGUUUUCUUAGAAAUUUUAUUGUUUAGAUUUAUAUUGGUUUUGUUAGGAGAAUAUCAUAUAUGAGUAUUUUUAUGAUGUUUAGUUAAAUUUCUAAUGAAUGAUCUUAACAUAGACUUAUGUAUGGCAGAUAAAAAAAUAUGACUCUAUUUUAGUAGACUAGAUUGUAAAAGUAACUGUAAAUUAGUUAGUUUAUCUUUUUAAAAAAAAAUAUUAAUGCACAAAAUUCUUCUUUGUGGAACAAGACUAAAACCCAAAAAUCUUAUUUAUAGGAACAAAUGGAGUAUAUUUUAGGGAAAAUAGAAUAAAAACUCUCUCAUUUUUUCUUUAAAUUUAUCAAGUUUCCUUCUGAAGUUGAAUUAUCUAGCAUAACACAAACAACAGAGGUGGAGAGAUUUCCAUAAAAAUAUUAACUGAAACUUAUGAGGCUUGAAAUAAUUAUUAAGUGAAUAUUUUUUUUGAACCAUUUGAGAACUUAAUGAUAAAUACAUGUUAACCAUUAAUAUCUUGGAGACUUAAUUUGUCAUCACGGUAUGUCCAUGACCGCCUCUGAUUCCACCGAUAGAUCUUGUUUUAGAGUUGGGAGGUCGUUAAGUUUGGUGUCGCUAGCCACAUCCGGAAAGCUUGUUUUGAACUGUUCUGGUGAACCUACCGUCCAUACCACAAUUUAGAAACGUGCGUGCGGAUAAUUGUUCCAAGUAGCCUUUGCCGAGAAGGUAGGGUUAUAGGCAUGACCAGCUACAAAUGGGCCCUUUGGAAGAUAAGAAUAAAGCAGCCCAAAAGUGGUCUAACUUUCUAGCUAGAAGUUGCAAGACUUCCCAUUGCUCAUAUUACAGUUUAAGAGAGUUGACAUCAGGGGCCUUAACCUGAGUACUUAUGCCAAUACUAAUAUUCAUUUUCUCUUCGUUUCAGAGACCAGAAGCUCAAGCUCUUCCUCUAAAGGCCCAAACGACUUGCAAUUAUUUUCUAAACACGUUUUUCCAUCUAUUCGUUAUAAUGCGACUAAAUUGUACAUGAAUAAUAGCAUAUUAGAACACAUGCUUUGAUACUUGGCAUGUUCCUUUACAGUGGAAUACGAAUUUUGGCUAUUUUCUAUGUUUAUUUUUGCUUCAUGAACAAACAACUACAUUUCCUCUUUCCCAUAGUAUAGUAUAAGAGAAUAUAGGACGAAUCUAUGAAGCUCAAACAAUAUUGGAGUCUCUUGGGGAAAAUUUAGUUAAGCAAAGAAGAAGAAGGUAAACGUCCAAUCUCCAUUUUAUUUAAAUUUAUUGUGUACAUAUUUUUAUAAAACUUAAUCGCAUUAUACAUCUAAAAAACGUUUGUGCAAAAAUAUAUAUUUGUAAUUGAUCUUUAUAGGGUGUCAGUUUCGGAGAACAAACAAACGGAUAUGCCGAAUCUAUCAGAACUGGCCAUAACCGAUAAUCCAGCACUAAACUGGCUGAAAAACCAAGCAUAUUGGUACGAGAAAAUGGACUACUACGACGAGAAAGAAAGCGAAUUUGCAACUUCUGUUGCAGCUGCUGCGUUUGUCAUCAGAGCAAUGGAGGAAGCCUAUAAAGAAAAUGCGAAAAGAAUGAGAGAAGAAACCAAGAGGUCUCGCAAGAAGAAAACCAAUCCGGUAAUAGCUAAAUCCGAAGUAAAGAGAAUCAACAGAUCAUUUACUCAAGACUUGACCAUUGGAGAGGAGAGUUUCAAAAAACAACAGAUGGACAAUCCACAAAAGGACCGUAGGGAACAAGAGAUUGGCUCUUCCUCUAGAACAUUGGGACUUGCUUCAGCGCCAAGUAAAGCAGAUUCUUGGGAAAAAUCUCAACUCGACAAAAUCAAAUUAAGGUAUGAGAAAAUGAAAGCUGAAAUUGUGGGUUGGGAAAAUGAGAGAAAAUCAGCAGCUAAACUCAGAAUGGAGAAAAGAAAGAGUGAGUUGCAGAAAAGAACAGAAAUAAAUAACCAGCAUUAUAAGACAAAGUUAGCACGGAUCCAAGUUAUUGCUGAUGGAGCCAAGAAACAGCUUGAGGAGAAGAAGAGGAGCCAAGAAGCUCAAGUUCAAGAAAAAGUUAAGAAAAUGCGUCGAACUGGAAAAGUCCCUGCCAAUUAUUUAUGCUUUCGAUUUAAUUACUAAAAUAAUAACUAGUUCUAUUAAUUAUACUAUAUUCGUGGGUGUUGUCUAUGAAAAAUCGAUAAACUAUGAUUGGUAAUCUCACAAAUAAAUAGAAAGUAGAAAGUAAUUAUACUUUUGUA